AUGGCAGCCACGUCAAAGACAAAAAAUAUCACAAAAAGCAAAGGCAAGGGAAAAACAAGUCAUGUGAAAAUCAAUAAUAAAAGAAUGAACAAAAAGAAAAAAAAACUCAACAAAAAGAAAAUUCAGAAUAAUGAAAUGGAAAAAGUUCUGGUUGAGAAUGAAGCAGAAGAAAUUCCACUGCAAGAAGAAGAUUUUGAAUAUUUUGGAUCGGACCAAGCAGAUUUGGCAUUUAUUAAAAGAGUAAAACACAACUUUGGUAUACGACAAAAGAAAAAAACUGAAUUUAAUGAAGAAGCAUUCUAUGAAAAGGCUUCAAGAAACAGUUUUUAUCAGGAAGACGAUAAAGUUUACAAGCCUUUAUUGCCUGUAAAAAUUAACAACAAACUUAUUCCACAAGUUCAAGAGGUUGCUGCUAAUAAAAAUAUAGAAAUUGAAGAAGAUGAAUGCAAAAAGGAAGAUGCACAAUUGGAGGGAGUGGAACAUAAUGUUUGUGCUGCAGAAGAAAUGUUUGAAAAGAAACAGAAAUUGGCAGACACCAAACAGAAAAUGGCUUUAGUUGCUCUCUCUAUUAUUGAGAAUCCACAAGAGAAGUUUAGUGGAUUGCGGCAACUAAGACUUAUACUUGAAGAUGAUGAUGCAGAGUUAAAGGUGAUAGUUAGAAAACUUGGCAUGGUAACUUUAAUGGAAGUGUUUAGGGACAUCAUUCCUAGCUAUAAGAUACGCAAGUUAACUGAUAAAGAAUUGCAGCAAAAGACCUCAAAAGAAACAAAAUCUUUACAAAACUAUGAAGAAUCUUUGCUUGUUUCCUACAAGCACUAUUUGGAAUAUCUGUGGUCAGUUGUUUCAGGGGCACAACAAAAAACUGAAUAUUCAGAUAUAAAUCAACAGGAUCACAAGAUUAUGAAGGAAGUUGCUAUUCAAUGUCUUUGUGAAUUGUUGAUCAACUGCCAUCAUUUCAACUUCAGGAAGGAUUUGAUUUCAUUUGUAGUGCCAUGCAUGAAUCUCUUCAACAAAAAGGGAUCUGAAACUGCAUGUGAGGCUAUAAAACAAGUGUUUCAAUCAGACAAACUUGGAGCUACAACACUUGAGAUUGUAAAAGCCAUUGAAAAUUUUAUCAAAAUCAAGAAGAUGCAAGUAAGACCAUCAAUGUUAAAUACAUUUCUAUCAUUGAAAAUCAAGGAAAUCGAGACAAAUCCUGUAGCAGGAAAGGUGGAAAAAGAAAAACGAAAACGGAAAAUGAUGAAUAUGUCCCGCGGUCAAAAAAAGCGAGAGAAGCAAAUGGAGCAGUUGAGACAGGAACUUUUGGAAACGAAAGCCUAUGAAGACAAAAAGAAGAAAUGUGAAUUUAACACACUGACAAUUCAGCAUGGAUUGGCCAAGUUUGCUCACUUUAUUAAUAUUGAUUAUUUUGGUGAUCUGUUUUCUAUUCUCAACCAGUUGAUUGCUAGUGUGGAACUGACAACUCAACAAUCUCUUCACUGUGCACUUACAGCUUUCAUCAUAUUAUCAGGUCAAGGGAAGGUUCUAAACGUGGAUCCCAUACAAUUUUACAAGCAUGUUUAUGCAAAUUUAGUUAGAGUUGAUGCAGGCUCAACAAAUGCUGAUCUUAAUAUAAUCUUAGAGUGUUUAGAGGCAAUGAUUUUUAAACGUAAGAAGCAGUUGACCAAAUCACGUAUAAUGGCCUUCAUGAAGCGUCUCUCUACUCUGUGUCUUCAUGCAUUACCUGAAAUCUUCUAUAGCUCUCCUUGGCGUUGUUCGAAGUAUUGUUCAUACAUAAUGUUUGAGAAUGAUUACUUGUCAGGUAGUGGUGCCUUUAUGCCUGAAUUAAGUGAUCCAGAGUAUUGUAAUGCCAGCAACACUUGCUUAUGGGAACUUCAUCUUUUAAAGAAUCAUGUAUGUCCAAAUGUCAGUUCCUUUGCCAAUCAUGUCAUUCAUCAGGCACCAUUAGCUGGAACAGGAAAAUUGCCAUCUCACCUGGCCAAAUUGUCUGCCAUGGAAUUAUAUGAGAAAUUUUCUGCUGAAUCUACAAUCUUUGGCAAUGGCUAA
This is a messenger RNA of Acanthosepion pharaonis, 2046 nucleotides long. The record is from the annotation of a GenBank genome assembly. Lineage: Eukaryota; Metazoa; Mollusca; Cephalopoda; Sepiida; Sepiidae.